CCUCAGCCAAUGACUUAACGGCAUCUGGCUAGUUUGACAUUUCAACAAUAUGUUUUAGCAAGUUAUUUUAAAUCCUUCAUGUUGGAGUGGAAUUUUAUGAUUCUUCUGAUCUUAGAAAUUGGCACAAAUAGAAGCAUGGACAAUCAGGAUUACCUUUGCUAUAGGAACUUCGGCCUCACACUUAUUUCUGCAAAAAAUCUUCCAAAUGUCCGUAAAUAUUUCAAACCCAAAGUGUAUGCCAAAGUUACAUUCUGUGGUGACAAGAAAACUGAGAAGCGAACUCUGGCCGACAAGCACGGUGAGUCGAAUCCAGCAUGGAAUUAUACAUUGAAAUACAAAAUUGAUGAAUCAGGUAUUGCGCAGUACGGCCUCCAACUGGUCAUCAAAUUAUACUGUAAAAGAACACUCGGGGAUCGAUUUGUCGGAAAGAUUUACAAAUCGAUGAAAGAACUUUUUGAUGAUGCUCAAAGCUCGGGAGGCAGUGCCGUAUUAUCUCUCCCAAUCAAGAAGGGUUCUGAAGAAACGGGUGGGCGUUUGACUUUUUCGUACAAAUUUGGGGAGAUAAUUCAGGAGAAAAAACCAGGUUUUUUUAAGAGAAUUCUGCUUCCUGGAGCUUGUAUUUUGUUCAGUGUGGUAACUCUAGCAACAGUUGGAGUGGGUGUACCGUACGUUCCUUUUGAUGGUCAACAUGAUAUUGUCCAUCCAGAUGAGUUGAAUGAGAAGAAAUGAAAUGUCCUUACAAGUUGAAAAUCCUCGACAUAUCUGUUACUCAGCACUACAUGCAUGCAGUAUUAAAUAUGACAUAGGAGCUUCUAAAUAGUUGUUAACAUGUGUUCGAAUCCGAUAUUAUGAUGUUUUAAUAUUAAAUUCCA
Messenger RNA from Olea europaea var. sylvestris, 872 nucleotides. RefSeq names its product protein SRC2-like. Gene Ontology annotation, biological process: defense response. The record is from RefSeq and is a predicted model, not a curated record. Bases 79 to 729 code for a protein of 216 amino acids. The transcript is spliced from 2 exons. Lineage: Eukaryota; Viridiplantae; Streptophyta; Magnoliopsida; Lamiales; Oleaceae.